Molecule: messenger RNA, 1106 nt
Organism: Manihot esculenta (cassava)
Lineage: Eukaryota; Viridiplantae; Streptophyta; Magnoliopsida; Malpighiales; Euphorbiaceae
Exons: 1
Coding region: 194-970 (258 amino acids)
Molecular function (GO): S-adenosylmethionine-dependent methyltransferase activity
Source: RefSeq, a predicted model, not a curated record
UCAUUUCAUAACCCAUUUACUCCUCCAUUACCCUACCACAUGUCACUCCUUCAUUGGCUCAACUCUCCCUCCCUCCAUCUCUUUCAUGCAACCAGCACAUAACCUGAACAAGACGGAAAACAAUUCUCCAGGGAGGAGGGGAAAGGAAAAUGUUUUUUAACAGAGAAAGUUUUAGUUUUUAGUUUGUAGAUAGAUGGCUAGAUACAUGCAAAACAUGAAACAGAAACCUCAUAUACUCAAAUACUUUCUUCUCUUCCUUUUCCUUUCCUUUCCUCUCUUUCUCUUCUUCUUCAUUCUAAAAACAACCACCAACCCACCACCGCAAAACCCUCCCUCUGCCAUCAAGGACCUCAGAAUCCGACCAGGAUACACCUCCUAUGAUUCCUACAUACAGCAUCAACUCAACAAGACCCUUAAUCCUAAACUACGAAAAAUAUGGACGACCAGAGAUUGGGACCGUAAAAUCCAAGUCUUUGCGAGUUUCUUUCAAUAUUUUAAGCAAAGAAACCUCCUUUCCAAUGAUUCCAAGGCGUUGUGUAUUGGUGCCAGGGUUGGCCAGGAGGUGAAGGCUCUUAGACGUAUCGGCGUUGCUGACUCCGUUGGUAUUGACUUGGUGCCCUUCCCGCCGCUGGUGAUAAAGGGUGAUUUCCAUCACCAGCCGUUCGAUGAUGAGACUUUUGAUUUUGAGUUCUCUAAUGUGUUCGAUCAUGCGUUGUAUCCGGACAAGUUCGUUGCCGAGAUUGAACGGACGUUGAAGCCCGGUGGAAUAUGCGUGCUACACGUGGCUAUUUCUAGACGAGCUGAUAAGUACUCGGCGAAUGAUUUGUACAAUACAAAGCCGUUGUUGGAGAUGUUCAAGAACUCGGAGGUUGUUCAUGUCCGGAAAGUUGACGGCUUCGGAUUGGACACAGAGAUGGUUUUUCGAAAGAAGAAGAUGAAAGAGAAGGAGAAGGUGAUCCAACGGUCCUGAUUUUAUUUUUUUGUUUUUUUCCCACAAUAUUUCUUUUUUCUUUCUUUCAUACAUCCGCACUUUCUUCUUCUUUUUUCCUUCUGCAUUACUCUAGACUUGUGUAUUGGUUUGUUCAUAUUUACUCUAGACUUUCGUA